AUGUCACGUAAAAACAGCAACAAGAAAUUACAAGAAGAAGAGGAAGAAGAAUUCGAUGAGGAGAUUGAAGAAGAAGAAAUUGAUGAAGGUGAGGAGGUUGAAGAAGAGGAGGAAGAAGAAGAAGAAGAGGAAGAAGAGGAAGAAGACAGUGUUGAAGAAUAUGAGAUUCAUGUUUAUGAUGAAAAUGGAGAAGAAGUCCUCUUUGGAGAUGAAGAAGAUGAAGAAUGGAAUCCAGUUGUUGCUGAAAUUGCACCAGCACAAAAUAUAGAUGUGACACAAACUGCAACAAGUAAUUUUUGGAAAUGGUUACGAAAAGAUUGGAUUGAGUCUCAUGGUGGCUUACAAACAGUUAUCAGUAGAGGACUUUAUUAUGGUAAUGAUGAAAUUAAAAAAGCUUCUGGUACUACAGAAACUAAAGAGAAGGUUGAAGUUAAGAAAGAACGAGUUCAAGUUGAAUUAUUUGAUAAAUCUAUUCAAGGGGAUGAGGCAAUUGAAAAGAAACAUGUUGAAGUUAUUGAUAAAACAAAACAAAAAGAUAGAGAUGAAUUACCGUUGUACUUAAUUUGGUUAGAAGAAAACGCCAAUGCACAAACAUUAAAAUUCAAGAUUGCAUCUGAUAUUUUAUCUGUUUCUAUUACUAAUUAUGGAAGAAAUAAAAGACCUGGAAUUGGAAUGGAUAGUGAAUUUCUUGAUACUCUUCUUAAAACAUCCGAAAGAAUUCUUGAAUAUCUCAAAAAUAAUGAGGUUAUUGCUUUAUUAAAUGAUAAGUCAAUUAGUAAUAGAAUCAGUCUUUCUUUAAGUAGAAUUAUUGAAGAUGAAAUUCAUUCAUUGAAAGAGUUUAUUCCAUCAACAGAAAUGUAUUCUAAUAAAAUGCAAGAAAUUGUUAAAUUUUCAAAUAUUUCAUUAGUUGUAUUAGCUCAAUUAAAGAAUAUUGCUAAAAGUGGUAAUGCACUUGCAAAUGAUUUUAUUGAUAUCUUCAUUGAUUUAGCCUUAUCUAUUCUUAAGGCUAUUCAUUGUUUCCCAAAUGAAACAUCUUUCCUUUAUGACAACCAACCAAUAACCCUUAAAAAUUUAGUAACUGCACUUGCUACAGUUAUCUUUACCGAGUCUAAAGAUGAAGAAUCAAAACAAAUUGCAUUCCUUUGUCAUGUCUCUUAUCUUGCUUUAAAUGGAGAUUAUAGUGGUGCUUCAUUAUUAGUUUCAAUUCCAGCAACAUUAAUUAAUAGUAAUAUUCCAUUCCAAAUUUUACAUAAUAGAGCUGUUGCUCUUACUGCUCUUUCUGCUUUUAAGGCAAAAGAAUAUCGAUUGGUUUAUAAAUUACUUCAUGAUUUAAUUCAAACAAAUCAUGUUCAAGUUAUUCUUGGUCAAGCUAAUAUGAAAUCAGAAACAAGAUCAAUUCCACCACAUAUGUUCAUUGACAUUAAUGCAUUAACUGCAGCCUUUUAUUUCUCAGCAAUUGUUUCUGAAGAAGGAGAUUCUCCAAUGAAUAUCACUGCAUUCAAAAAAUUAAUUGAAAAUAAAUCUGCUGCUUUUAUUGUUCCAGCACAAAAUAUUAGUGGACAUGCCUGUGCAAUUCAUAGAGCUAUUCUCGAAGGAGAUUGGGUUUCUGCUUUUGAACGUAUUGACAUAAUUGAUAAUCAAACUACUCUGAAAUUAGAUUAUUCAGAUAUCAAAAAUAUUAUUAAAACAUUUGCAGCUAAAGCUUAUAUUAAGAAAUAUAGAGAUUAUUACAAUGACCUUACUCCAGAAUAUUUUGCUGAAUUAUUCCAAAUUAGUGAAGAUGAUGCAAAGACUCUAUUGAAUUAA
Entamoeba dispar SAW760 is the source of this 1806-nucleotide messenger RNA. RefSeq lists its product as uncharacterized. The record is from RefSeq and is a predicted model, not a curated record. Gene Ontology annotation, cellular component: eukaryotic translation initiation factor 3 complex. Gene Ontology annotation, molecular function: translation initiation factor binding; RNA binding; translation initiation factor activity. Gene Ontology annotation, biological process: translational initiation. Bases 1 to 1806 code for a protein of 601 amino acids. NCBI's taxonomy places the organism in Eukaryota, Evosea, Mastigamoebida, Endamoebidae. The transcript has a single exon.